Cokeromyces recurvatus is the source of this 183-nucleotide messenger RNA. RefSeq lists its product as uncharacterized. The transcript has a single exon. Lineage: Eukaryota; Fungi; Mucoromycota; Mucoromycetes; Mucorales; Mucoraceae. The annotation marks the transcript as partial. The record is from RefSeq and is a predicted model, not a curated record.
UAUCUAGGUAUCCCCAUCAAGACAGGAGGAUUCUUAGAUGCAACUCAACUCAUACAAAAUAAUACUAAUAAAGUCCUACAAACAAUGAACCAAAUGGCAUUUAUUGGGGUUAAUCCCAAGGGAUUUAAUCGUUUAUUCGCUACUCGCUUCUAUACGCAGAUAGUCCGACCACAACUCGAAUAG